Molecule: messenger RNA, 1863 nt
Organism: Ciona intestinalis (vase tunicate)
Lineage: Eukaryota; Metazoa; Chordata; Ascidiacea; Phlebobranchia; Cionidae
Source: RefSeq, a predicted model, not a curated record
UAUAUAAUAAAUUAUUCACGAGCCAUGGCGCAAAAUACGUAGUAUUAACCACAAAACCUAAAUUUAAAAUGUUCGAAAAGCAAUUGUUCGCCUGGUAUAUAACCAGCAAUGGUGAAAACGAACUAUCCAGAUUCAGACAGUAAGUUGUUCGUGAUGAAGAACAUGAAGCUGAAGAAACGUGAAACUUCCAAUGUAGUUCGACCGAUUUCUACAAGUCGUUUGGAAAGACCAGCAAGCAGCGAUUCGAAUAGCAGUGAUGUUAAAACAGUUGCAUCGUGGAGGGAAAUCAUUAAACCUAGCGCAUUUGUUAAGGAACUUAACCCUAAAUUUCUUUGCGUGGAGUGCAAGUACACGCUAGAGUUCCCGGUAGCGUUAUCAAAUUGCGAACAUCAUGCCUGCAGCCAGUGUGUGUCACGUCUCUGGAAGAUAUCGCGAUCCUGCCCCUUAGAUGGAAAAGUUAUUGACAGAAAUGAGGUUACGAUUGACGAAAAACUACAAAUCGAGCUCAACAACUUAAAUAUGGUGUGUCCUUAUAAACACUGUGGUUGCCACUGGGAGGGAAUGUUUUUUGACUUUAAGAGCCACUACGACGAGUGUUUGUACACCGAGGAAGUCUGUUCCAACGAUUGUGGUUUCCGGUGCUCAAAACAUCUAAUGGAUAAUCACUUACAAAUUGAAUGUUCUAAAAGGCUGGUUGUUUGUGAAUUCUGCGCUCUCCACCUGAAAGCAGAAAAUGAAAUUGAGCAUUUAAAGUCUUGUAUAAGAUUUCCAGUCACCUGCCCGAAAAAAUGUGGAACGAAGGAAAUACCUCGCGAAGAACUGAAUGCCCAUUUGGAACUUGAUUGUCAGCUGGCCGACAAGGUUUGCCCAUAUGAGACAGUUGGGUGUACGUUUACGUGUUCGCGUGAAAAGAUGGCAACACACGUCGACGAAUGCUUUCGUAAACACGUUUCUUUAUUGUGCGAUGGCUUUCGCAAACAGGCAGAAUUGCUCGGUUUACAAAAAAAACAGCUGUUCGAGCACAAACAGAUACUUCAUGAUCACGGAAAGAUGAUUACAAAAGUUGGCAGAGAAUUCGAUUCUCAACUUCUUUGGAAGAUAAGCGAAUGGAGCAGCAAGAAAAUAGAAGCAGAGGCAGCAAAGGGGACACACCUAUCUAUAUAUGUACGACUCUGCAAGGGAGAAUAUGAUGCAUUGCUAUCCUGGCCCUACCGUCUACCGAUUGAGAUCAGCCUAAUUGACCAGAGUCAAGACCCAAGAGCAAGAAUUAACCACACGUACAGUUUAAGGCCAAACCCGUGCAAGGAAAACAAACCUUUUCUUGGUCGACCAACUUCCGAAUCGAACCCAAGCUUUGGUUCUCAGACGUUCAUGCCACUGGACACCCUUAACACACGUGACUAUAUCAGAGAUGACGCAAUAUUUAUUCGGGUUUCCGUGUUACAUGAUGAAACUUAAAUUGAAUAAUUCAUCAUUCUGAAUUAAUACAAACACAAGAUGUACAGCAUGUAGCGCACACAAGUACAAUCAAUUAAAAGUAUUAUACCGAACGAUUAUUUUCUGGUGUAUUGCAGAAGUUAAACAUAUAUAUAUAUAUAUAUAGUAGGGUGGGGAAGACAGUACAGUUUUUAAUUCUAUUUUUCUAUUUGAUAGUAAACAAAGAAUAUUUAAAGGAUUAUAAAACCGUAUCCUCACGACUUUCAUAGACCUUUGUUUAUUGUUCAAAACGAUGUCUCACCUAUCCCCAACCUACUAUACCACUUCCGGAAGAUAUAUUUUAUAUGCAAUCAAUAAUUGCAUGUAGCCAAAAAAGGAAUACAAUUUAUUUGUCAUAGAAUAAUAAACGCUUCGUAUUAAAAAGUU